AUGUCUGCUCAGAAGCCGGACUACUACGCCGUGCUGGGCGUCUCAGCCGAUUCCACUUUUGGCGCAAUCCGGAAGGCCUUCUUCAAGUUAUCGCUUGCGCAUCACCCAGACCGACGCGAUAAGUCGGAGUUUGAGGAGGCCCACAAGGAAUUUGUGCUCAUUUCUGCCGCAUACAACGUGCUCAAAGACAAAGAGUCUAGACAUCAGUAUGACUCCACACGGGCACGUAGAAUGCAGCGGCCCACGGCGCAGAGUCACUUCAAUGGUGGAGAUGCUUGGUUCAACCAAGAGAAUAACACCGAGGAUGCAUUCGAACCCCGGGGCUCCCAAUUUCCUGGCAACCCUCGGUUCUACGCUGACCAAAGCGAACGAGACGCUCGCGAACGCCAGCGUGCCCGGCGUGCCGACCGUGAACAUCCAAGGCAGUGGGAAACCGACUCAGAUUCAGAUGACCCGGAAAAUACAGGUGCAAAUCAGCCCGGUGAGCCGCAUGAGGUGCCACACCUCAAAAAAGACGAUGAGACCUCGCCUGAAGAAGAGGCUUGGCUGCGGUUCCGAACCGCUAAGAACAACCUCCAGGGAUUGUCAUUUAGCCUCAGGGACGCUCUGUAUAUGGUCUUGGAGACCAUCCGGCAUCUGAGAAAAGUCGACGCUGUCAAGCCCCAGGCCGCCAAGUCCAGAGCGCAGCUACGCUUCAUCGAGGCUUAUUUUUCCACGCUCCAGAUCGAGAUGGACUCGGUUCACUCGCCAAUGUGGUUGACGGAAGCAACUGUCAUCCGCGUCAAGAAAAUGAUGAUGUUGGAAGAGCAUAUCCGAGACCUUCUGGGGUUGCUUAAGGCGCGGCCACCUGCUGAUGAGCCUAGCUCUCCCGAGGAAGAAGCUAUUACAACUAGCAAGCUUGUGCUGAAGGCCAUGAACACGUGUGCUCAACUUUAUUAG
This is a messenger RNA of Diaporthe citri, 939 nucleotides long. RefSeq lists its product as uncharacterized. The record is from RefSeq and is a predicted model, not a curated record. The transcript has 2 exons. Bases 1 to 939 code for a protein of 312 amino acids. Lineage: Eukaryota; Fungi; Ascomycota; Sordariomycetes; Diaporthales; Diaporthaceae.